AUGCAAAACAGCAAAGAUCCAGACGGCUGCACUUACAAACAGUGCUCUGUCGGAUUGUUGCGAGGGCCGCGCUGUCGAAGACCAAUCCACAAAAGCGAAUCAAACAAGAGGACCAAAAUACGAACCAACGUCAAUCGCCUCGUUGAAGAAUACUGUUCACACAGUACCAUCCACGGAAUGAGUUAUAUUGGCUCCAAGAGGCGAUCUCUCCUGGAGCGGCUCUGGUGGAUAUCCGUAUUUGUCCUGUCGGUGUACGGCUGUGGGAUGUUGAUAGAAAAGAUCUACCAGAAAUGGACAAAUACACCGGUAAUUGUGUCGUUCGAUGAACGACCCCUGCCGGUGUGGAUGAUUCCCUUUCCGGCGGUCACCAUCUGCCCGGAAGCCAAAAUAUCUUCGAAACACAUGAACUUCACCGAAGACUUCUACCGUUUGAUCAACUACGAUCAGUCGUGGGAACCGCUGGACGACAACCGGCGAAACCGCCUGUUGGCAGUUCUUCAAAUUUGCGAUGACUUUUUCCAUUACAAUGAAAACUAUCCGGAAUUGUACGCUGAGACAAAUCAUCGUGUUGACGUGGUUGGUAUUCUCCGACACUUAUCCGUCAACGUAGAUCAUACUAUUUUAUCGUGCUGGAUCAAUGGGAGAGAGUGCAAUAAUCUUUUCACAGAGACGCUAACUGAAGAAGGAAUCUGUUUCACGUUCAAUGGAUUCUCUACUUAUGACAUGUUCAGGGACGGGGUUUUACACAACGACUACAGCUAUCUAAACGAACCUAAAAACGUCACUGAUUGGACAGUGGAAGCAGGUUACAAACCGGACGAGAACCUCUCUUCGCAUCCCAUUCGGGCACUGGGAUCGGGAUUCGGAGCCGGGUUAACCAUGCAGUUGAUGGCUGCGGAAGACAACAUCGAACAGCACUGCCGAGAGCAGCAGGGAUUCAAGGUCAUAGUACACCCGCCGAGCGAAUAUCCUCAAGUCACGAAAAAGUUCGCCCUGGUAACUUACUCACGUGACGUAACUCUCGCCAUACAUCCGGUAAUUAUGAAAACCUCCGCCGAGCUUCGCAGUUACCAUCCCAAACGGCGCCACUGCUACUUCAACCACGAGCGUUGGCUGAAAUUCUUCCGCGUCUACACCCAAAGCAACUGCGAGCUGGAAUGCGUAACGAACUACACGCUCAAAACGUGCGGUUGCGUCAAGUUCUCGAUGCCACGCUCGGCUGGAACGCGACUUUGUCAGACGUCGGAAAUCGGUUGCGUAUUGCAGGCCGAGUACAAAAUGUUGAAACAUUCGGCCAAGCGGCGACUGCAGAAGCUGCAGACCUACGAUACGGCGUGCGAUUGUAUUCCAGAGUGCAUUUCGAUACAGUACGACGCGGAGAUUACCCACUCGAAAUGUGAUUUUAAAAAGACACUGGAACUACGCUAUGGACCGAUCAACCCACCCGUGAGGGAAGCCAUUUGGAAGAAGCAAAUCUCCAAGCUGGCUGUCUACUUCAAAGACGUGCAGUUCAUUGCAUCGAAGCGAACCGAGCUCUACGGGAUGACGGAUUUCAUUGCAAACUGUGGCGGAAUUCUAGGACUGUGCCUGGGAGUGAGUUUGUUCAGUGUGGUUGAACUGUUGUAUUACUGCUUGGUGCAUCCGAUGCUUAUGAUGAAGAAAUCUCUCGGAGGCAAGCGAAAGGUCGCGAUAGUACGAGAAUGCGAAGGGAAUCGAUUUUGA
Aedes albopictus (Asian tiger mosquito) is the source of this 1722-nucleotide messenger RNA. Its product is annotated as pickpocket protein 28-like. The record is from RefSeq and is a predicted model, not a curated record. The transcript is spliced from 3 exons. The coding region runs from base 1 to 1722 and encodes 573 amino acids. Gene Ontology annotation, cellular component: plasma membrane. Gene Ontology annotation, molecular function: ligand-gated sodium channel activity. NCBI's taxonomy places the organism in Eukaryota, Metazoa, Arthropoda, Insecta, Diptera, Culicidae. Gene Ontology annotation, biological process: sodium ion transmembrane transport.